Messenger RNA from Dacryopinax primogenitus, 1166 nucleotides. RefSeq lists its product as uncharacterized. The record is from RefSeq and is a predicted model, not a curated record. NCBI's taxonomy places the organism in Eukaryota, Fungi, Basidiomycota, Dacrymycetes, Dacrymycetales, Dacrymycetaceae. The transcript is spliced from 4 exons. The coding region runs from base 36 to 836 and encodes 266 amino acids.
CCCCCACCACCCAGCCUCCAUCCCUCCUCCCCAUCAUGGACGCUACGACGAAGGUCAAUCCACCACCCCGGCCAUUCGCAUACGUGAACAUGUCGGAGAUCCAUGUGCCUUACGUGCACUACUCUGACGAUCCGCGCGAUCCCGAUCUGCAGAUGCCCGAAGACCUCCUCGUCUUCGUAUAUCGAUUGGCAUGCAGGACCGCCAAGACCUGUCGACGGCAGUACGAGGCACUAUCGAGGAAAGAAAAGUCCCCGCUAGCCUCCCCUCCCCCCACUCCUAUCUCCCCACGAUCUUCCAUGUCCUCCUAUUUCCCUGAUACACCACCACCGCCAGUCGAAGACGCACGUUUCCUCCUCUUCUCGCCCUCUCCUCUUAACACUCUCCUAAUCCCAUCACACGACACUCCGGCGCCACAAACAAGAUACGCCAUCUCCCGCGCAGUUCAUGAGCCAAAUCGGGGAUGGUUGUCCUCAGUACUAAGAGGGACCAUGAUUGGGCGCGUUGAGAAUCGGGCUGGGUCAACGAAAGGCAGAGUGCUGUAUGGAGGACGGGAGUUGCCCCUGAAGAAAUGUGUUCUUCAUGAAGAUGCGCAUUCACUACAGUUUCAUGCGCCAGAGCUACAUCCUGCAAAGUUCACCUGGCGACGGGAUCCUGCAUCAUCGCACUUCAAAUGUGUGAUCCAACGCUCUGCGCAGCAACUGCCGUGUCUAGGCGCAACACUCUCUCCACCAGCACAGGGAGCCGAUCAGCCGACACUCACGGUCUCGUCCCACUUCACAGACUGCAUGGACCUUAUCCUACUGACGAUGCUCGUAGUGGAGAAUUGCGCACACUAGUUGCCUAGCACCCGCACUGGCCAAGCUGGCCAUUGACAUCUAAGGCGCUUAGCCUUCUUUCCCUCGGCCGUAUCAUAUCGCCUCGCCCUUCGCCCUUCGCCCUUCGUCCUUCGCGGGCUCAUGCGUUCUUCCUGAACCCAAGGCAAAUACGUGCAAAAUCGGUCACAGAGACUCCUAUAUCUGCCAGUGCCUACCAUCAUGCACACAUCUGCAAGUUUUCAUCCGAAUCUACGGGUCUGUGGCUGGCAGGGGUAGGGGGGUGCUGGCACGCCCGGUAUACGAGCGAACCUUUAUGUGUAUGAGCUUAUAACGCUGUGGAAGCAAAGUAAU